GUAACACAUUUUAACGUUUAGUCGGAAAUUGGUUUUGAAUCACAAAAGGUUAACGGCGAAGACAAAAUAUUUAUUGCAAUAAAUUUAAAAUCUUCGAAAUAUCGUGAAACCGCGCUUUAAUAAUACAAUAAAUUUAUUAUUUGAGUUUAUAAAAUAUGUGCAAGAAAACAAUUCCGAAACGAAUUUCAAAACAAUUUUGACCAAAAUUAAACAAAAAUGUACGCUUUUAAAAAGCUGCAUUACGCUUGCUUAGUUGCUCUUUAUGUGUUGUUAAUAACACAAAAAGUACACUCUGCGAAUCUAUUGACGAGUUACUUGCCAGUGUCUAUGCAAGCUCUGGCCUAUUACAUCGAUUACUUACAAUACGAACCGCUUUCUAUGACAACCGUUGAGCCACCAUUUAGCGCAAAUGAUGAAGAAGUCAAAGAAGACAAUCUAACUACAAGCACUACAACUACAACCACAAAACGACCUACAACGAGUACAUCAGGCUGGUGGCAACCACCUAGUUGGUGGCAUCCAACUACAACAACAGCCAAACCGACAGCACCACCAACACCUGCACAUAAACCAGGUGUUUUUGCGCCACCAAAUUCUCCCCGCUUAAAGCCCCCAAUGACGAAACUGGAGGGUUAUGCUUUAUUCGAUGAAAUUGGUGACAAUCCGGAAGCAUUCGAUAAGUUGCCUUUAGGUUUAAUACGUGAUAUACAAACCGAAACAGAGCAUGACGAAUUUACAAAUGAUGUAGAAUCCUUAGAUAACUUUUUACGGCUUUACGAUGACAACUACGGACGGGCAGCUUUUGAUAGUGAUACUGCUGUGGAUCGUUGGUCAGCAACAUCUACUGCUGGCAAAAAACGUGUUCCACCAACAAAACCCUACGUAGAAUUUCUACUUGUUUAUGACUUACUUAAGCGUGAUGCAAAGGCUGCCAAUCUGAGUAAAUACGAGGGUUAUUCUGAUGAGUUACUGGAGGAGUUGCAUAAAUUGUCGUUUGUAUCGGCGGAACGUCAACUAUAUACAAUGUUCAAGCGCAUGCUUGAUCGUCAGGAUAUACAACGUAGUGAUGUGGUUUCACGUAUUCAAGGCAUUGUGAAAGAUUUAGGAAACCCAAAUAGUGCUACCGCUAAAGCACUACGUUAUAUACCAGCAAUGACGUUUUUGCCUUGAUCUAUGUGCCAAAUUUUGUCUUUUACUAUAAAUUGCCCAUUUAAAUAAAUUGGUUUUUGAA
Messenger RNA from Teleopsis dalmanni, 1231 nucleotides. RefSeq lists its product as uncharacterized. The record is from RefSeq and is a predicted model, not a curated record. The coding region runs from base 217 to 1170 and encodes 317 amino acids. The transcript has a single exon. Lineage: Eukaryota; Metazoa; Arthropoda; Insecta; Diptera; Diopsidae.